Entamoeba invadens IP1 is the source of this 417-nucleotide messenger RNA. RefSeq lists its product as hypothetical. The record is from RefSeq and is a predicted model, not a curated record. The coding region runs from base 1 to 417 and encodes 138 amino acids. Lineage: Eukaryota; Evosea; Mastigamoebida; Endamoebidae. The transcript is spliced from 2 exons.
AUGUGGGCUAAGGUGUUUAUUAAGUCUAAGCCUGGACGUUAUGGUAUAAAGUUUUGGAUAUGUGCUGAUUAUGAGACAGGAAUGACUCUAAACCUCCAAAUGUACUUGGUAUGUGUGGUGGUAAGGAGGACAAUCAAGGCUUUAGAGUGGUCGGGAAUAUGGUGCUACCCAUGUUAUGCCGUGGUAACAAGUUUACUGUUGUGUGUGACGUCUUUUUCUGUACACUACCUUGCUUCAUGUGGGUGCCAACUUUUGGGAACCAUGAGGAUCAAUAGGAAAGAACUUCCUGACAAAGCAAAAACCAUCAAAAAGAGAACUCCCGAUACUACCAUCUUUUUCUCGAAAGGAAAGUGUAAACUCAUCUCUUACUUCAACGAGAAAAAGAAGCUGGUAUUGGUCUUGUCAACCUGCCACUAA